AUGUAUCAUUGUAUCAUUCCGCCGCGAAUAUUUCUUGCUUUGGGUGUUGGUUUGCUAAUAUUUGGUCUUGUUCUUGGGUGGAUAUCUUUUUCAGUACCCGAUUGGCUGCAAUACUAUGAACGGAACAGUUUAAACAAUAUAACGAAACGAGACAGUAAUAAUGAAACAAUUUUACCUAACGAUGCAUCAUUAGAUUUGAAAAAAUUUGGUCUUUUGUUUAAAUGUAUUUAUUCAAAGAAGUCAAAUGAUUUCGCUUGUGCAUCAUGGAAGAAAGACGCACCAAGUUUUGUUCGUGUUGCACAAGUACUGAUACCUUGCGGUUUAUCAUUCGAGUGCCUUGGACUUCUAUCGGCUUUUAUUGGUUUUCUAUCUAGAAGAGCUUUUGUUACUACUGUACUUUUGGCAGCAUUAUUUGCAUUUUUAAGUUUUAUAUUUACAACAAUCGGCGUAACUGUAUUUGCAACCGAGUCAUUUGUGUAUGUCGAACGUUUUCAUUUGAAUGAUAAUGAAAAUCCUCGUCGUUGGGCCAUGUGGCUAUUCAUUCCAAAUCUUAUAUUAUCUUUUCUGGCUUCGCUGUGCUUUAUUCUUGCAUCAAUCUUUAAUUGGUGUGAUUAUCGAACAAUGAAAGCAACAGGCAUUCUUAGUCAUGCAGCUGAUAAAUAUGCUGGAAGCGUUUGCAAAGCACCCUCGGAAAGUACGAACAUAACAUCAGGUACGAAAAAACAUCAAUAUCUUCAUCAACAACAAAUGAAUGGCCAAGAUUAUCCAAAUACUUGUUAUCAAUUAAAUGGCUCAAAGAAUAAUCAAAAUGCAUUAAGUUAUCCUCCACCAUCUAGUUAUGGUGCACCCAUGAAUCAACAUUCAAGUAAUGGUCCUCCUAACUCAGCAUUUCAAACAGCGCAAGCUCUAUUUGGCUAUUCAAGGCCGGCGAGUCCUAUCUAUCCACAUUCAAAUCUCGAUCCUUAUCAGAAUCAAAAUUUCAUGACUGAAAAUUCUGAAAUGGAUGAAGCAUCUCGUGCGAGUAGUUCACGUCGUCAUUCUCGUUCUUUCUGUCGUUCAAGUCGUCGUUCACGACCACGCAGUUCACGUGAAAAUGAACCAAAUGGAAGUAAUAAUAAUAAGAACCAAGAUAACAACAAUAAUAAGCAGCCACAGUUUAUUCCGAUACCUAUUCCCUACUAUCAUCCUCCCAUGCAACAACAACAACAACAGCAACAACAACAGCAACAGCAACAACAACAGCAGCAGCAGCAACAACAACAACAACAACAACAACCACCACCACCAACAUCACAACCCAUGGCACAAACAUUUAAUGCACUACCAAAUAAUAACACUAAUAUUAACAAUCAACCGGUGUCAUAUAUUAUUCAACCACCUAAACAACAAUUUAUGGAAGAAUUUAUUCAACCAAAAAUCAAACCAUCUAAUAUGUUAACCUAUUGUACUGAACAACCAUCAGUAUUACUUUCAAAUCCAAAGCAACCUGUUUAUACGAUAGCAUAUCGUACAAAUAAUGGAGGUAAUCUAAUAACUUCAAAUAUUUUAACCGGACCAGCAGCAACAACUUAUGUUACAGCAACACGAGAUCAGAUUACAGAACUUAACUCACCGAAUCACAACAAUUCUGAUGAUGAAGAUAAAAUUUAUCGAAAUAUUUCAAGACCACAAAAUUUAAGAAAGAUGAAAGCUAAUGAAGCAUGGACCUGGCGUAAAUUGUGA
Messenger RNA from Rotaria socialis, 1722 nucleotides. The record is from the annotation of a GenBank genome assembly. NCBI's taxonomy places the organism in Eukaryota, Metazoa, Rotifera, Eurotatoria, Philodinida, Philodinidae.